GGGUGCCGUGCGUGCGCAGCGGGGGGCGGGGCGCCACUGACCCCGCCCCCUCGGGCGCCAAUCCGCGGCGGCGUGGAGGGGCGGCCGGGCCCCUGGCCUCUAUUUACUCUUUCAAUCAGUGCGAGUGUUUGCCCCUGGCCGGCGUGCACGCGCGGGUGAUGCGCUAGCCAUGAUUUCGCAGAAGCUGUCGUACGGCGACGUGCCGACGUCCGCGGCGCUGAGUUCGCUGUCGCCGGGCCUCGCGCCGCCCUACGUGAACAGCAUGGGCUGCAUGCCAGCCCAGCCCUACCCGAACCUGUACUCCAACAACAUGGUGGCCGGCGGCUCCUGCAUGGGCUCCCCGGGCGUGGGCUACUCGCCGCCCAGCACCAUGGCGUCCUGCAUGGGCGGCGCCGGCGGCGUGCCUUACGGGUCCCUGCCGAGAGAACAGGAGGCCGCCUCGCCGACCUCGGCGCUCCAGCGAGCGCGGAACGACAAAACCUACCGCCGCUCCUACACGCACGCGAAACCGCCCUACUCCUACAUCUCGCUCAUCACUAUGGCCAUCCAGAACAACCCCACGCGAAUGCUGACGCUCUCGGAAAUCUACCAGUUCAUCAUGGAUUUAUUCCCGUUCUACAGACAAAACCAGCAGCGUUGGCAGAACUCCAUCCGGCAUUCGCUGUCGUUCAACGACUGCUUCGUGAAAGUUCCGCGGACGCCCGACAAGCCCGGGAAAGGGUCGUUCUGGACGCUGCAUCCGGACAGCGGGAACAUGUUUGAGAACGGAUGUUUCCUCCGUCGUCAAAAGCGAUUUAAAGAUGAAAAGAAGGAGGUAAUUAGACAAGCGCAGAAAGCGACGCACGGGCACGGACAUCACGGAGGGCACGAGAAGAGAGAUCACCAUGAUAAGGGCGGGGAGCUCCGCGCGGCCGGCGGCGGCGUCGGCGACGACAAAGAGAUGCGCGACGAGUUGCUCGCUCAGCUCCACGCCGCGCCCGAGCUGUGCCUCCCCGAGCACACGCCGCUCGCGCUGGAGCACUAUGCACAGCUGAAGCAGGAGCCGCCCGGGUACGCGCCCGCGCCGCACCCCUUCAGCAUAACGCGGCUGCUGCCCGGCGCCGACACCAAGUCCGACCUGAAGAUGUACGACGUCAACUACGGGUACGGACACUCGGCGGAGAACUACUACCAGUCGUCGCUGUACCACCACCAUCACGCACACGCGCAGCCGCCCUUGUGACAGUACCCGCUGGCGUAGGCCCGCCUCGGCCCCUGGCCUGGCACCGACGCCGCGCUCUAACCGCGCAAGUAAGUCAACGGACUCUGCACUAAAAUCUCAUUAAAUUAUUGAUAUUGGACUCCUGAGUGAGCGUGAUUUGUGUUCUGGUGAUAUUCUAAGACGGUUUGUGUAAAUACGCUAUUUUGUCCAAGCCUAAUUAAGUAUCGUUAUAGAAGCGUCGCGUUGUCGCGUUAGGCCUAAUUAUGGAACUUGCGAAAGUGUCCUUUAAAGUCCUUCUGAGCGUCUCCGUCGGCUCUUUUGAAUCAAAUAUCAAUAUAAAUAAAAUGAGUGAUCGUUGAGCUUUUUGUUCUGUAACUGAAAUACGUUGAAAUAGAGCUAAUCAGUUGCAUUAGACGAUCGAUACGACGUACGUUAUCUGCAAAGCUGUAUCAGUCGCCCGUGCGUGGCCGUAGUACUCGUUGAACUCUUUUGUAUGUAUAGGUAAACUCAAGUACGUUGUAGUAAAUAAUUAUCAUUUAAUUUAAAUUUAAAUGCCAGAAAAAAACAUUUUUACCCAAUCUUUCCCAAUCUCAUCAAGUACGUGACAUUGAAACAUCUCAAUUUUAUUAAAAUUAACAUCAAAUGCCAUAUAAAACUAUAAUAUCUCGUUUUUAAAUUUUGUUGUGUGCAUUUUUAAUGCUCCGUAAAAAACUUUGUUUACGGAGCAUUUACGGGAUGACAUCGGUCUUGCAAACCAGUUACCUAAAUGUGUUUUUUAUUGUUUAAACGUCCGAUUUAUAUAAAACAAAAGUUUUAUAAUGUCACAUUAAGGAACUUAUUCAUUUUAGUAAGUUGGUAUUUUGUCUAGAAUUCUCCUAGAAAUCGAUUUUCGCUCAAGUCAGCUCGGAUAUGGGUAAAUAUGGUAUCUGAAUGGAUUAUUCGAAAUACAUACCAAGUUACUGUGAAUAUCCUCUAUAUAAUGUUCAAUAAUACCUAUAAUUAACCAGAAAUAUUAAUAAAUAAGAGAAACAUCAAUUUGAAUAACAGUAUAAUUUUCUGUUAGGAAACUACUAAAAUACUAUUUUUUUUUUACUAAAACACCGUUUGAGGUAUUAAAUGAAAGCGUUUUGUGAGUAGAUUACAAAUAUAUAAUAUACUAUAACAUUUCCACUACUUGGGCGAUUUAAAAAAAUUGGCGUUUUCUAAAAAUUUGUUAAACCAAGUAUUGAAAAUAUAUUUGAUAUUUGUUAUCUACUAACAAAGCACUUUCUUUUCAAUACCCCACAUGGUAUGUUUUCAGAAAAACAAAAGUAUUUUAGUAGUCUACAGUAACAGAAAAUUAAUUUGUUAUUUAACUUGAUGUACUUUUCUUAUUUUUGGAUAUAUCUGGUCAAUUAUUUUUAGACAUUACUUAAAUAGAGAAUAUUCACAGUCAUUUUCAAUUUAGAGCAGUUAAAAGUCAACUCUGGGUUGUUAAACUUUUGAACGUUUACUAAUAAUUUGUUAGAGCAAGUAGUGUAGUUCCUACCCCCACCAAUUUCGCGCUUGUCAUCUCAUAUAUUUGUGUUCAGGGCAUCAUACCGAAUGCAUUGAUACCAUAUUUACCCAUAUCCGAGAUGACAUGAAAGAAAAGUAACCUAAAACCUGUUCCGCCGCCCUACUAUUUAUAGAAUACACAAAUACAUAUAAAGUUAAACUACCUAUCUAAAUUGCUGGAGUUAAGUAAAAAUAUCUUCAAUUAAAACAUUUUUAUUAAAAUUAACAUCGUGGAGGUAGGCUUAGUUCUACAUGUAAUAAUAAUAUCUGGCCGGAAAAUCUUAAACAUACCAUAUACCUAGUUUAAAAGUGUUUCAUUAUUGAAAUAAAAAUGUUUCUAGACGGUGGAAAAUAUGUUAUUAAUUAUUGUAAUUAAUUGAUUCAAAACAGUCUAUGGAGAACACAAUAGAAGUGACGUCAUAUCGAGGACCGACGAACAGUGCAAUUUCGUUAAUGUAAAAUGUGUAUAAUAUACGUUAGAUAGGUGAAAUGGAAUUACCGUUCUGUCGACCAUCGCAUAGUCUAGAUAAGUUUUGUAUAUAUAGCUCUAAGGUAAAUAUAUAUAUGACUUUAAAUAAUGGUGUUUGGUGUAAGAUAGGUACCUAUCCAGGCUUCUGCACUACAUUCCAAUAUUUAUUUAUAUGCAAGUGUCAAUUUAGCAUUUUUUUAUAUUAUCAAAUAGUUUAGCAAGCGUUGCCGUUUAGAUUUACUCGGAUUUAAGUUUAGUAUGGAAUAUGCGAUUUCAUGGUUUAAGCAACUUUUGUUAUGAGACCUCAUAAUGGCCCCUUUAGUAUCGUUGUCGCGUAUAUAUGUAUAAUUAUCUUGUAUCAUGGAAAAAUUACACCACGUAGGUACUACAUCACUGUUAUUAUCAACUCUAAUUAUUAAACUCAACUAUCGAAAGACAAACCUGUCAUUUCAAAAACAAUUAACUUCAUAUUUCCACAUAUAUACAUAUUGUCAACGCUUGCUAAGCUAUGAAAUCAUAUUUUAAUAAUUUUAGUUAUAAUAUUAUACUGUUGCUAAAUUAAUUCUUGAUCUUAUAAAUACAUAUUAAUGCCAUACUCGAAUCUUGAUAGGCUACUUAUAUUAUCAUCUGUUAGUUUCAGAGUUAAUAAAAUUAAGUAUUUACAAUAA
Messenger RNA from Cydia strobilella, 3874 nucleotides. RefSeq names its product silk gland factor 1 (gene fkh). Lineage: Eukaryota; Metazoa; Arthropoda; Insecta; Lepidoptera; Tortricidae. Gene Ontology annotation, biological process: cell differentiation; anatomical structure morphogenesis; regulation of transcription by RNA polymerase II. The transcript has a single exon. The coding region runs from base 170 to 1222 and encodes 350 amino acids. The record is from RefSeq and is a predicted model, not a curated record. Gene Ontology annotation, molecular function: protein domain specific binding; RNA polymerase II cis-regulatory region sequence-specific DNA binding; transcription factor binding.